UCCCCGGGCGGUGAUGGCGCGCGCGGGCGCCGGGAAGCGGGCGCCGUUGUAGCGGACUCAGCGGCGGGCCUGCAGCGGCCCCAGCGCCCAUUGCGCGCCAUGGCCCCCAUGGGCAUCCGCCUGUCCCCGCUGGGGGUGGCCGUGUUCUUCCUGCUGGGGCUCGGGGUGCUCUACCACCUCUACUCGGGCUUCUUGGCCGGCCGCUUCAGCCUCUUCGGCCUGGGCGGCGAGCCGGCGGGCGGCGCGGCCGAGGCGGCCGCCGAUGGGGGCGCGGUGGACUUGCGCGAGAUGCUGGCCGUGGCGGUGCUGGCGGCCGAGCGCGGCGGCGACGAGGUGAGGCGGGUCCGCGAGAGCAACGUCCUCCACGAGAAGUCCAAGGGGAAGACGCGCGAGGGUGCCGAGGACAAGAUGACCAGCGGCGACGUGCUGUCCAACCGCAAGAUGUUUUACCUGCUCAAGACGGCCUUCCCUAACGUGCAGAUAAAUACUGAGGAACAUGUGGAUGCAUCUGACAAGGAGGUCAUUGUGUGGAAUCGUAAGAUUCCUGAGGACAUCCUGAAGGAAAUAGCUGCUCCUAAGGAGGUACCUGCAGAAAGUGUGACUGUCUGGAUUGACCCGCUUGAUGCUACACAGGAAUACACAGAGGAUCUUCGAAAGUAUGUCACUACCAUGGUGUGUGUAGCUGUGAAUGGCAAACCUGUGCUAGGAGUUAUUCAUAAGCCAUUUUCUGAAUAUACAGCUUGGGCAAUGGUAGAUGGUGGUUCAAAUGUGAAAGCCCGUUCUUCCUACAAUGAGAAGACCCCAAAGAUCAUUGUGUCUCGCUCUCAUGCUGGGAUGGUCAAACAGGUUGCUCUGCAGACCUUUGGAAACCAGACAUCAAUCAUCCCAGCUGGUGGUGCUGGUUAUAAAGUUUUAGCACUCUUGGAUGUGCCUGAUAUGAGUCAAGAAAAAGCAGAUCUAUAUAUUCAUGUGACAUACAUCAAAAAGUGGGAUAUAUGUGCUGGCAAUGCCAUCCUAAAAGCCCUUGGAGGGCAUAUGACCACUCUGAGUGGUGAAGAGAUCAGUUAUACUGGGUCUGAUGGUAUUGAAGGGGGACUCCUUGCUAGCAUCAAAAUGAACCACCAAGCUCUGGUCAGAAAACUCCCAGAUUUAGAAAAGUCAGGACAUCAAUAAGCAUUCCUGACCACAGGGUGCAACUUUUCCAGGGGUAAAUUGUUCAGCCUGAACUGUUGGAAGCUUCAAAGGACUGGUGGAGACUAUGCAUGGUUAAGGCCAUCCUGAACUUAGGAAGUACUUAUGAAGCAUCAGAGACUUACUUUCCCUGUAAUAGGACGCAAAAUCAGGGAAAUUAGGUUGCUUCAUUUCUCAAGUAUUGUCUUUAUUUUUGAGACUAUUUUCAUACAGUUGUCAUACACAAGGCACAUAUAUAUAUGUAUAUAUAUAUUUGUGGAUUAAAAUCUAGAGCUGAGUCUACACUGUUAUGAGUCACCAUUUUCACUCAACAAGUGAUGAGUCUGCACUGUUGAUACUUUCAUAUAGAAUUGGGUUUGAGGAAGGCUUGGUUUUAUGUAGAUGUUUAGUGUAACUUUGAGGUUGUAUCUUAUUGAAAAUAAAGUCAUUGGUGAUUUUUACUCCUCAGAUGGAAAGCACAAGAAGUCUCAUAUUCUUAAUAUGCAACAAGUGCUCUGUUCAUCUACCAUUUCUAUGGAUUUAGUAGAAAAGGCUUAAGUAGUUUAUUUUCUUUGAAAUUUUACUAACAGAUUCACCAGCUGAUAGAAAAUAUAGACAAAUGAUGAACUGCAUUAUAAUUGGAA
Molecule: messenger RNA, 1814 nt
Organism: Peromyscus eremicus (cactus mouse)
Lineage: Eukaryota; Metazoa; Chordata; Mammalia; Rodentia; Cricetidae
Gene: Bpnt2
Product: 3'(2'), 5'-bisphosphate nucleotidase 2
Exons: 5
Coding region: 100-1173 (357 amino acids)
Biological process (GO): phosphatidylinositol phosphate biosynthetic process; skeletal system development
Cellular component (GO): endomembrane system
Molecular function (GO): 3'-nucleotidase activity
Source: RefSeq, a predicted model, not a curated record